Triticum aestivum (bread wheat) is the source of this 1658-nucleotide messenger RNA. RefSeq lists its product as uncharacterized. The coding region runs from base 16 to 1089 and encodes 357 amino acids. Lineage: Eukaryota; Viridiplantae; Streptophyta; Magnoliopsida; Poales; Poaceae. The record is from RefSeq and is a predicted model, not a curated record. The transcript has 4 exons.
GCAAGUUAUGCCAAUAUGACUCCCAAUCAAAAGCACACAAAGAUGGCAUUGCGUGCGUCAGUGCGCAAUACUCUGAGCAAGGAUUCCAUAGCCAUGGAGAACCCAUUGUAUAUCCCUAAGAUUGUUCGUGAUGGCUCCAUACCCACAUGUGAUUGGUCUAUUCCUAAAGUCAGCGGAACCCUUGUUUAUAUUCAGUCUACUUCGGAGCAGAUGGCAGAUGGGGAGACCCAUGAUAUGGAUGUGAGUGAAAUAUCACGGAGAAAACAUAUAACACAUGGAGAACGACACACAUUGAUGUGUCGUCGAAACGAAGCAUUCUAUGAAAGUACUAAGAAGAAUGAGACUGCAUCGAUGGAUGAAACCUCGUCGAUGAAUUUGGAAGGCGUAAAUGGUUUAGAACACCAAACCCAAUCGAUCAUUGUUAAUAAUGAAAACAUAUCUCCAACGCGCGAGACUGCCCAAAAACACCCAACACACUCACAAGGCAAUGAUUAUGGUGGUGAAGAGGGCGUCAUCUUGGAGGAAGACUCAGAAGACGAGGAAGGCUACAUGUUCGCUGGGAAUGAGGAUGACACCGAUGACGAUAUUGAAAUGGACGAGUCUGACAACGAGUCUGCCUCAGUUGCAAGCAUUCCAGAUCCCUAUGACAUGGUGUAUAGCAAGAUCCCAACAGACACACACAAGUUGAAGCCAGUGGAAGACUGCAAGCACUGCUAUGCCAAGAAGUUUGAGCGUGAGACCAUGGGGUUUUGCUGCCGUAAGGGGAAGAUCAAACUAGCCAACCCGGAUACGCCUCCUGAGCUCAUGAAGCUAUGGACGAGUGAUGACCCUGCUGCUAGGCAUUUUCGUGACAACAUCAGGUUUUUCAAUAGCCAUUUCUCAUUCACCUCACUAUAUUGUCACCUUGAUAGUGAUACCACUAACACAUUAAAGCAUCCUAUCUACACAUUCCGUGCCCAUGGCCAAAUGUACCACAAUAUACGGUCAUUUGGCAAACAAGAUGGUUUGGAUCGUAGUCAUCUGGAGCUCUACUUCUAUGAUAAUGAUCCCAGUUUAGAGCAUAGGUAUCGCAGUUGUCGCAAAGAGUAGUGCCAGAAAGACAAAGAAGUAAUCACACGACUGGUCGACAUACUUCGUGGCAACCCAUACUCUGAACACCUCCAUAGUAUGGGGCAUGUUGAUGAUAUGGAUGACUAUCACAUAACACUUAACCUUGACCAAAGGAUGGAUCAGAGAAGAUAUAAUGCGCCGACCACUUCAGAAGUAGCAGCUGUGUGGGUGGAGGGCAGUGAACGUCGUAGACAGUUCGGUAAUAGUGUCAUCCUGCAUGGGAAGAAUAUAGAUAUAUACGGAAUCAAGUCCUAUCAUGGAUGCUAUGAUGCGUUGUCGUACCCUCUAUUCUUCCCUAGAGGCGAACUUGGGUGGCAUGCUGAUAUCUCGAAGGAAGGUGUGUCCUAUGAAACUGUGAUGGCAGCUCGUGCAGCCCGUCUAGCUCAUGGUCAUAGUGAUGACUCCUCUAAUCCUGGUGAUAAAGAUGAUGAGGACGAGGAUGAUAAUGCAGGUUAGUGUUGCGCUUAGUUAUUACAUGCGCAGUUCAUAGUUCGCACUAUACUCUCCAGUUUACAACACCAUAUUUUUUCAAUUUUCUAUGCAGGUUC